CCCUUGUGCUCUACCAGGUGUUAGCCUCUGCGCAAGAUUUCAAAGCGAAUCUGAAAGCUUGACGUGACCAAUAAUUGUACAAACAAAAAAAACACAAGCUCCUAUUAACAAAUAGUUAACCCAUCUUUUUCUACGCGUUUUACGAGAUAAUAAUUUCUUUUUCCUUUGACGACUAAAGAAGAUUUAGAAAUUCUAUUUCAUUUAAUCCCCAUAAGUUUCCGUUUCGGUUUCAGGCAGCUGUAGAGCAGCAAGUAGUAUACGAUCGCGUGGCCACUUCGUUCUCCUUUUCUCUUUUCCCCUAUCCUCUUCCCCUGAAAGAGCGCCGAGCUCCUGCGUGGACGAACCAUACAUACGCAAGAUGGGUCAAAGUGUAUCGUGGUUAUCCGGCCUACUGUGGGCGAAGAAGGAGAUAAGAAUCUUAAUCCUAGGUCUUGAUAACGCGGGAAAGACGACAUUAUUAUAUAGAUUGAAGAUAGGCGAAGUAGUAACGACAAUCCCCACGAUCGGGUUUAACGUCGAGUCGGUAACCUACAAGAACCUAAAUUUCAACGUGUGGGACCUCGGUGGACAGACCUCGAUCCGGCCCUAUUGGCGGUGUUACUACGCGAACACGGCCGCUGUCAUCUUCGUUGUCGAUAGCACGGACAUCGAGCGUCUUCAGACCGCAGCCGAGGAAUUAGCUGCCAUGCUGAACGAGGACGAAUUGAGGGAUGCUGCGCUUCUGGUUUUUGCCAACAAGCAAGAUCAGCCCGGUGCUAAGGGUGCGGGAGAAAUAUCCGAGGCAUUGCGAUUAGGCGAAUUGAGGGAUCGCAACUGGAGCAUUGUCGCAUGCUCAGCCGUUGACGGAAGUGGUGUCAACGAAGGCAUGGAUUGGUUGGUGCAAACCGUGUCGCAGGACUAAACGGCCGGACCUCGUACAACGCCUUCUGUACAACAUUCAUCGACAGCAUAAACAUGAACGUCACAACCAAGAUUCUUCUUGGCAUCUCAACUAUUUCUCAUUGGUAUCGCAUCCGUACAGUUUUGGGUAGACGGUUCC
Annulohypoxylon maeteangense is the source of this 1039-nucleotide messenger RNA. Its product is annotated as ADP-ribosylation factor-like protein 1. Gene Ontology annotation, cellular component: Golgi apparatus; cytoplasm. Gene Ontology annotation, biological process: vesicle-mediated transport; intracellular protein transport. NCBI's taxonomy places the organism in Eukaryota, Fungi, Ascomycota, Sordariomycetes, Xylariales, Hypoxylaceae. Bases 359 to 901 code for a protein of 180 amino acids. Gene Ontology annotation, molecular function: GTP binding; GTPase activity. The transcript is spliced from 4 exons. The record is from RefSeq and is a predicted model, not a curated record.